Penicillium paradoxum is the source of this 1101-nucleotide messenger RNA. It is a transcript of the gene pex7, whose product is annotated as putative peroxisome biosynthesis protein (Peroxine-7). Lineage: Eukaryota; Fungi; Ascomycota; Eurotiomycetes; Eurotiales; Aspergillaceae. Gene Ontology annotation, biological process: protein import into peroxisome matrix. Gene Ontology annotation, cellular component: cytosol; peroxisomal matrix. The record is from RefSeq and is a predicted model, not a curated record. Gene Ontology annotation, molecular function: protein binding. The transcript is spliced from 2 exons. Bases 1 to 1101 code for a protein of 366 amino acids.
AUGCUCCACUACCGCACACAAGGUUACAACGGUUGUGCUGUCAAAUACUCUCCUUUCUUUGAUAAUCGGCUAGCUGUUGCAAGCUCAUCAAAUUUCGCCUUUAAAAUUGUAGGUGAGAUUGUCGCCAACCCCGCGGCGGAGCGUCCAUCAGUCGGCUAUGCGACUGGAAUGCUGACCCUUUGGCGCUUUACAAUCGCCAGUUUCACAACACAAGACUCGCUAUAUGAUCUCGCAUGGUCCGAACUGCACGAGAACCAAGUCCUCGCCGCGUCAGGCGACGGCAGCAUUAAGCUAUUCGAUUGCACAGCAAACGACUUUCCCAUCUCGAACUGGAAGGAGCACGGCCGAGAAGUGUUCAGCGUAAACUGGAAUCCAGUCGCAAAGGAUCGCUUUUGCUCAAGUAGCUGGGACGGCACCGUCCGCGUCUGGUCGCCGCAUCGCCCGCAGUCUCUUCUCACUCUCCCAACUCACAGCUGCACCUACUCCGCAUCAUUCUGCCCGCACAACCCAGACCUCAUCUCGUGUGUGACUUCGGACUCAUACGUGCGCGUUUUCGAUCUCCGCACACCGGCUUCCGCCUCCAACCACCUUGUCACCCAAAUCCCCAUCCACGCCGCUCCCUCGGCGCCUGCCAUCCCCGGCCCGCCAGGCGGGUCUGCCCCGGCUUCCGAAGCUCUCACUCAUGACUGGAACAAGUACCGUCCCACAGUUCUUGCUACGGCUGGUGUUGAUCGUGCUAUCCGGACGUUCGAUAUUCGAGCCCCACAACAAGGGCCGCUAGCCACUAUGCUCGGCCAUGAAUAUGCUGUCCGGAAAGUGGCUUGGUCGCCUCAUCUUUCUAAUGUCCUGUUGAGCGCUAGUUACGAUAUGACUUGUCGCGUGUGGAAUGACCGGUCAGAUGCCGGUCCAGGUGGGGAUCUAGAUAUGAUGCGCGCUGGUCCAGGUGGUCCAGUGGUCGGUGCAGAAUUGGGACGUAUGGGUAGACAUACUGAAUUUGUGAUGGGUUUGGACUGGUGCCUAUUUGGAAAUGAAGGUUGGUGUGCUAGCGUUGGCUGGGAUGAGAGUCUAUAUGUGUGGGAUGUACGAGCCUCGAUGACAUAG